Eimeria tenella is the source of this 906-nucleotide messenger RNA. RefSeq names its product proliferating cell nuclear antigen 1, putative. Gene Ontology annotation, cellular component: PCNA complex. Lineage: Eukaryota; Apicomplexa; Conoidasida; Eucoccidiorida; Eimeriidae. Gene Ontology annotation, molecular function: DNA binding; DNA polymerase processivity factor activity. The transcript has 4 exons. Gene Ontology annotation, biological process: regulation of DNA replication; leading strand elongation; mismatch repair. The record is from RefSeq and is a predicted model, not a curated record. Bases 1 to 906 code for a protein of 301 amino acids.
AUGCUCGAAGCCAGACUCCAAAACGCGGUGGUCCUCAAACGCGUCUUCGAGGCCAUGACUUGCCUCGUCAACGAAGUCAAUUUGGACUGCGACGAGUCCGGACUCAAACUGCAGGCCAUGGACCAGUCCCACGUCGCUUUAGUUUCAUUGAAGUUGGAAGAUGUUGGUUUUCUGCACUACCGCUGCGACCGGCCGCGGUCUCUGGGCCUCAACAUGUCUUCGGUGGUGAAGGUCUUCAAACUCUGCAGCAGCCAAGACACAGUCUCCGUGCAAAACGAAGACGAGGGGGACCUCAUCACCUUCGUCUUCGAAAACAACGCGGAGGAGAAGACGUCGACGUUCAGCCUGCGUCUGAUGGGAAUUGAACAGGAGUCGUUGGGAGUUCCCGACGAAGAGGAAAGCGACGUGGAAAUAACUUUCAGCGCGAAGGAGUUCGCGUCGAUCGUGAACACUCUGAAGGAGUUCAGCGACUCAGUGCGGAUCGACGUGGACAAAAACGGAGUGAAGUUCAUCACGAACGGAGACAUUGGAGGCGGAGAAGUAGUUUUGAAGCCUCGAGAAGGAAAUGCAGAAGACGACCUGGACGUCGGCGUGGACGUGCAGGUCCGCCGCCCCGUGAGCCAGACCUACGCGGUCAAGUACCUGGUCUUCUUCGCGAAAGCUGCGUCGCUGAGCAACUGCUGCAAGUUGUCUCUCACUUCUCACCGCCCCAUUUCCGUUAAGUUCGACAUUUUGGACCCCAUUCAGGGCGAAAGCCGCAGCGCCGCCCCCAAACUCGGACACUUCAAGUUCUACUUGGCCCCCAAGAUGGACGACGAGGAGGUCGACGCAGCAGCCGAGGCCAUGCAGACCGAGGGCCCCAAGCCCGAGGGCCACGUCAAGCCCGAGGAGGACAUGGAGGACUAG